This is a messenger RNA of Nymphaea colorata (pocket water lily), 1077 nucleotides long. RefSeq lists its product as uncharacterized. The transcript has a single exon. The coding region runs from base 44 to 535 and encodes 163 amino acids. The record is from RefSeq and is a predicted model, not a curated record. NCBI's taxonomy places the organism in Eukaryota, Viridiplantae, Streptophyta, Magnoliopsida, Nymphaeales, Nymphaeaceae.
AACCAUUCCAACGUACCUGGAUGAAUUUAAGAAUGGGUUUCCAAUGGAUGGCUUGUCAUCUGUUUCAGUCAGAUGGUGGGGAAAUGUGGAGAGUGAUGAUAAAGAUGCACUUUUGGAGAAAGAAAGUGUGGAGAAUGAACCACCAAAGGAUUCAGCAGCCAAGACUGGAGAGACAGACUGUGAAGAUGAUAAAAAUACACUUUCAGAGAAAGAAAGGGUGAACAACGAGCCAUCAAAGAGUUCAAUAGCCAAGACUGGAGAAGCAAACCAUGAAGAUGACCAAGCCUCAACACCUGUUGUGGGGGCUCCAUGUGUGACAGCUCCCUGUAACACGGAGAACCUUGAAGCGCAAUUGGAAGGUGCAUCUUUGCUUUCUGCAAUACGUAAAAAAAAUGCAGAGGAUGGGAUUCAUGUUCUUAAACUUGGUAUAUCGAGAGGAUAUGGUACAUCCAGGUUAAGCAAGCGACAGAAAUUAUUUCUCUCAGAAAUUGUCAGAUCUUCAUUGCCAGCUCAAUGGAGAUACAGCAUGUUUUAAGCCAUGCUUUUAAGAAGAUAUAGUCCACACCGCAUCAGUAAGGAGGCCAGCGAUGAAGUAAAAAGAAAAUCGAGUUAAUGAGGACCAGGGUCCUGCUGGGCAUCCUCUUGAGGGGAAAUAUGACUAACAGUGGAAUUGGGACCUUAGUGAAUCUGGUUAUAAGGGUCACACACACACACACACAGGGAGAGAGAGAGAGAGAGAGAGAACAUUGUCUAUGACUAUAUGUGGAACAUUGCUGAAUGUUAUCUCUAUUACAUAAGGGCAAAUUUCUUGAUUUUGGAGGGGGCUGAUAUUUCAGGUGAUCGCAUAUAUGAGAAAAUGAUUAUCAUCAUUUGUACCUGCAUUUCAGAAAAAUGACUUCCGUUGCAGGUGGAGUGGUGGUAGGGAAGGAACAAUAGUGAAGGCCUUCAAUCCGAAGAUCUUGGAUCAAUUCCUUAACCUGCCAGUUUGCACCUUCAUUCUUUCCCUAAUAUUGUCUUUAGGUAUAACGGUUGGAGGUUACCUGGUAGUGUACCUUCUGGGGAGCAGAUCAAUUUGUG